This is a messenger RNA of Procambarus clarkii (red swamp crayfish), 1008 nucleotides long. The record is from RefSeq and is a predicted model, not a curated record. NCBI's taxonomy places the organism in Eukaryota, Metazoa, Arthropoda, Malacostraca, Decapoda, Cambaridae.
UAUCAAGAAAGAAGUGGAAGUAUUGAUGGAGGUUGUGAGUAGCAGUGUGAGUGUUGUGCCUCUCCCACAACCUGGACACAACAUUCGUGGACACCAGUCUGGAAACACCACCUGCCAGAGAGACAGACCAGCUGAUUGUCUGGGCUACCGGAGGCUAGGAUUCAACGCCAGUGGAGUCUAUGAUAUAUAUCCCAUUAGUUGCUGCCAGCCAGUGUCAAUAUGGUGUGACAUGGUCACCAGUGGGGGUGGCUGGACGGUUGCACUCUCUCGCGGACCUCAGCUUGUGCCUGAAAACUUUGCUCGCCUCUGGGACGACUACAAGUCUGGCUUUGGUAAUCCGAAUCGUGAGUACUGGAUAGGAAAUGAGGUGCUUCACCAUAUGACGAUGACGAUUCCCACUGCUGUCAGAGUGGACGUUGAAAACUUCAGUGGAAAACGCAAGUUUGGCGAAUGGGGAAGAUUCAGUGUAGCCAAUGAAUCCCAGCAGUAUAAGUUGGCUGUAGAAAACUACUGGGACGUGAGUACUCUUGGUGAUGACUUGAAACGCAAUAACGGAGCCACCUUCACCACACUGGACCGUGACAACGAUGACAACAUCGUCGUGGAAAAUUUUGCAGAAGCAGGCUAUGGAGUAGCUCUACAAAACUCUCUGCACUGAAUGGUCCUGCACCGCCACACUCGUGAUGUCGACAACAGUCCUAGACUCUCAGCCGUCAUCAGGCUCCAACUAGACUUCAGGGAUUCCUUGGUAAUUGACGUGAAACAUCUCCCAGAGGCUCGCCAGGCUUCUCCUACCAUCGUUUCUAAGUCCUUAGUUCUCGAUAUUGCACGUCUGCAAUUUUUUUUAAAUCGAGAGCAAAUCAUAAUACAUCUUACCACACAAACUGAUGGGAAAGCAGUGACUGAUGGGAAAGAAGCAACGCAGGAAAAAUAUAUUCAUAUUAAGUGUCACUUUCGCGCAUUUGAUGAUUUCUAGGGUCGUCACCAAAUUUUCUUACGUUUCCGCAU